Messenger RNA from Notothenia coriiceps (black rockcod), 1114 nucleotides. RefSeq names its product polyadenylate-binding protein 1. Gene Ontology annotation, cellular component: nucleus; cytoplasm. The record is from RefSeq and is a predicted model, not a curated record. Gene Ontology annotation, biological process: positive regulation of canonical Wnt signaling pathway; protein polyubiquitination. NCBI's taxonomy places the organism in Eukaryota, Metazoa, Chordata, Actinopteri, Perciformes, Nototheniidae. Gene Ontology annotation, molecular function: ubiquitin-ubiquitin ligase activity; RNA binding. Bases 16 to 756 code for a protein of 246 amino acids. The transcript is spliced from 7 exons.
CUUGGUUGUAGGGGUAUGGAUAAUAGAAAUAUUUGUAACGAAUUGGCUAUAGGACACCAUGAACUGAUAAAUGAUUGUUUCUCUGUCCAUCAGGCUCAGAACCGUGCUGCUUACUACUCUGCCAACCAGCUGGCCCAACUCCGCCCCAGCCCCCGCUGGGCAACUCAAGGAGUACGUCCUCAGCACUUCCAAAAUAUGCCCAAUGCUAUGCGGCCCUCAGCUCCCAGGCCCCAAACCUUCAACACCAUCCGUCCCACCACCACACCCAACACACAGGUUCCGCGCAUGAUGGCUUCCCAGCGUAUGCCCACACAGGCCCUCAGCCAACGCCCUGCCGGAUCUUCAGCAACUGCUGCCCCAGUGCGCGCCAUGCCCCAGUACAAAUAUGCUGCUGGUGUGCGAAACCCCCAGCAGCACAUGGCCUCCCAGCCACAGGUCCCCAUUCAGCAGCCUGCUGUCCAUGUCCAAGGACAGGAGCCACUGACGGCCUCCAUGCUGGCCGCGGCACCUCCUCAGGAACAGAAGCAAAUGCUGGGUGAGCGUCUGUUCCCCCUGAUCCAGAACAUGCACCCCAGUUUGGCUGGCAAGAUCACCGGUAUGCUGCUGGAGAUCGACAACUCUGAACUUCUCCACAUGCUGGAGUCACCUGAGUCGCUGCGCUCAAAGGUGGAUGAGGCUGUUGCUGUGCUGCAGGCCCACCAGGCCAAGGAAGCUGCUCAGAAGUCAACCAGCCCCGCUGGUGUCCCCAGUGUCUAAGAUUGAAACCUGCUUCACCGAUGGAAAAAGAGAAAAAAAUAUUAAACAUUGAAAAACCUAAAACUCUGAAAACAUCGCAAAAUGAUAAAUUAUUUCUUAAAAAAAUGAAGAAAACAAUUAAUCUGCCAGGUCUAUAGAUGGUUCGACUAGACCUUGAUAAUAAACAAAAAUGUGUUGAAAAAAAUAGCAAAAUAGAAAACAAAUUGAGAUUAUACGUUCUGAAUGCAUUCCUCUGUUUUAUGUCAUGUUAUUGUGUCAGUGCUCAGAAUAUCAGCCAUGUUCAGGUGAUAGCUGAGCACCAUGAAGGGUGAUUUGUAUUGUAAACUACUGGCUGUAAUAAAUUCUCAUUCAAAAUGCA